Molecule: messenger RNA, 2199 nt
Organism: Schistosoma intercalatum
Lineage: Eukaryota; Metazoa; Platyhelminthes; Trematoda; Strigeidida; Schistosomatidae
Source: the annotation of a GenBank genome assembly
AUGUCUCUUAGGUUGCUUUUUGGCUCAGUGAAACUAAGACAUCUUUGGAUGCUAGUUUUGGCAUAUGUUAUCUCGUUCAUUGUGGUGGAUCAUCAUAGCUUUUCGCUGAUACCAGUUUGGGCUUUACAUUUAAAAACUAAUAAACAUGUUCCAGUUGAGUCAGAUGGAAAUUCUAGCAAUUUGUUUAGCACAGUUGUCGAGUACUCAUCACACAAUCGGAGCAUCUACUUGUCAGUUACUGUUCCUCAAUCAAAUAGUAGUUCUUCAUACGAUUUGGUCGUUUUCCAACUCCCUAUGUCAAAGUCACUUGAGUUUUCUGUUAUGGAUCCUGAUCGUAAAAUAGCUAAUUCUCUAAAUUUCCAAAAAAUACAGUCAAACAGUUUUAACCGAAAACCGGUCAGGUUGAAAUCUUUGUUUUAUAAAGGUAGUUUGAUCCAUGUGGUUGUAGAAUGUCGCAAAAUUAGCUCUCCAGUGAACUCUUAUGUUUUAUUUGAGAUUGCUGUGUACAAUAGUCAGCUCAGAGAAACAUGGAGGAGAGCUCUUUAUCAAAUUCAACUGGAUGAGAACGCUCUAGACUUCAAAUCAGUUCCUAUCUCCUUAUCAUUUGAUUUAACAUGCGGUUUGGUUUAUCCUAGACUUUGUGGGGUGAUCUUUGUCGGUUUCCUGACAAAUAAUAUCAGCUUAUCACAUUACUCUACCAUAUCCCUUUCAUUGGAUGAUGGGGAAAUACUUUGGCACCAUCUAGUUGGUGAUUUCGAAGAUUCGAUAAAAGCUUAUGAAAGUGAUUUAGUUUUGAAGAACUGGAAAAUACGCAUUUCGAAACAAUAUCUGUUUAGAACACAUAUUGAUGAAUCCCCGUGGACCGAAUUUACUGAAAGUCUCUCCCAUAUUUUCCCUGUUCGUUGGUAUGGUGUGGGUAGUUGUGAAAUUCGCCUUGUAUAUGCAAAGAAACACUCAGAAUAUCCUGUAGAAAAGUCUCUGCGUACCCCAAAUGCAAUUGCUGUGAUCCAUCAAUCAGGUCUAGAUCUUCUAGAUUUAAAAUCUGGUCAUCCGCUUAUGACUAUUACUUUAAGAUGGAAGAUCGGAUCAACAUAUACUAUUCUCUCUACUCCGGUAUCUGAUGGUCUGAUUAGUCGCCAGCUUGGAUCGCCUACAAUUUAUGAACUACGAAUUGCUUCGGAAAUUACGGAUUCCCCAUCAAAUGGUUUGAAGAUAAAAGUGCAUUCUAGUUCUGACCAUGUUAAUUCAUCUCUGGAGAGUGACUUUUCACAUACUGUCGACUGUCAGGGUAUAUUCAUCCGUCACGAAUCUGCACCUAACAACUGGCAAGCAGUCAAGUCGUUUUACUCAAACGAAAUGAUUGCAAUUCAUUCAUCCACUUAUCAUGGUUUGUGUCGUCCUUUCAGAAUGUGGGAGUAUUCCAGACUAGGUAGAUCUAAUUGGCAAGAAGAUUCAAGAAAAUCUACUCCACCAGUUGUGGUGAAAAGACAUAUUCCAUUAUCAGGCUUAGCUAGAUUAUGGUAUUCGUUGAUGCGUGAUAAAUUUGAUGAAUUCAAUCAUUACGGUAUGAAUCAAGAUUUAAGCCAUACAAAUGAUCAUGAACAUCAUGACAUUUACUUUUUAACUUCGGAUGGAAUUAUUACUUCUGUAUCGAACUAUGGGUAUGAAAACUGGCGCGUAAAUUCUGAAGUCUCCUGGUUACAAGUUUCACGAACCUUAGGAACACUUACGUCUCAUGGAGAGGAAGGAUCUGUUGAUAAGCAUUUAGAUGAUCUGUACAUAGAACACUUUCAUCCCUCGUUAACUACAAUCAAUCUUGCAUCUUUAGGACAAGGAUUUGUUCGUGAUCUUAGCGUAUUUUCCAAGAUAAAGCCUACAAUAACUACUAUGCCAUUAUUGGUCUCUACUGGAUGGGAUUCUGUUGGUGUUGUUGAUCGAACUAAUGGUAAAUUAUUGGCUGCUCAUCGACUCCCAACUCAACCAACUGGUCAACCAAUUGUUAUUUCACUUGCACUAUUCAAUACAACUAAAUUUUCAGAAGUUGUAAAUGUUCCUACUAUAUUGUUGGUUCCAUGUAAUGAUAUACUUGUUGGUUUUGUUUUAGUACAAAGUCUACGCAUAUGGCUUUUGAUACCUUUGAUAAUUAGUUUGACUGUAUCAUUCUUUGUGCUUACAUGGUGUUGUGAUUUGGAUGCAUAA